Messenger RNA from Poecile atricapillus (Black-capped chickadee), 583 nucleotides. Its product is annotated as actin nucleation-promoting factor WASL-like. Lineage: Eukaryota; Metazoa; Chordata; Aves; Passeriformes; Paridae. The record is from RefSeq and is a predicted model, not a curated record. Bases 1 to 537 code for a protein of 178 amino acids. The transcript has 3 exons.
AUGGGCCCCGACGCCCCCGGGCUCCCCCCCCGGCCCUGGUCCGGCAGCCAGGACCUCCCAACUCGGGGGUCCCGCGGCGCCCCCCGGCCCCCCCAUCCCCGGCGCCCCCCGCACCCGCCGCAGCAACAGCUCCGAGGCUCUGAUCGACUGGGGCUGCUCCGGGGGGGCUCCAUCCGAGACCCCCCACCCCUCCUCUGGAUCCUUCAUCAUCCUCCUCCUCCUCCUCGCGGCUCCGGGCCGGGGGUCCCGGGGGUCCCGGCGGCUGCGCCCCCCCCCUCGGCGGAGCAGCGGCGCAGUCAGAAGUGGCUGGCGCUGGAGGGGCUCCGGGAUUGGUACCUGAGACACGCGGGGACCCCUCCCCAGCCCCCCGCCCACCCCGGCUGGGCGCAGCCCCCUCCCCCCCAGCGCCGCCGGGACCCCCCCGGGCUCCCCCACUCGCUCAGCUACGCCGGGGCCCUGCCCAGAACCUCCGGGGACACCCCCGGGACCACCCCCCCACCCCCCCUGGACCCUCAGCCCCCCGGGACCCUCGUGUGACCCCUCCCCCCACAUCCCCCACCCCCCCAAAAAACAAAAAUCACCC